This is a messenger RNA of Effrenium voratum, 5683 nucleotides long. NCBI's taxonomy places the organism in Eukaryota, Dinophyceae, Suessiales, Symbiodiniaceae. The record is from the annotation of a GenBank genome assembly.
AUGAGCAGGCUUUGCGUGCCAGAGAGCAAUCAGGACAAAGUGCAAUCAGCCGCCACGGUGAAGAAGGACACAGCCUUCUACGAGCAGAUCAGCAAUCUUGUUCCUUGGCAACUCCACAUGGUGCAAAUCGCCCGGAACCCGAAGGUGAGGAGACUUCCUCCCAAUCUACUUGCAAGCGAACCUGUUCAGCAUCGAGCAGCAGCACUGUUGUACAACACUGGCGAGAUCGGUUUGGAGUCGGAGGAGGUAACUGGUGUUAUGGAUACACCUGGAGCUCGCUUCGAGACACCUGUGGCCUACGCCAUCUUCAUCUACGGCGCGGCCCCAUCAACGAGCUACAACCCGGAGGAGGACAAGAAGCCUGAGGCCACUUUGGCUAAGCAGCUCCCAUCUCCUGAGGAGAAGCUGCAACCACAUCAACCAGGCUACAAGGACAUCACCUUCCCGGAGGUCAGUGAUGCAGCGGUUCCGCAAUGGAUCCGCUCGGCAAUGAAGCUUUGGUACGACAUCUUGCUCAAGCUGGUGCAUCAGGCCCAGCCCUACAUGGAGCUCGACAUCUUCGAUGUGGAGUUUGUGUACCAGGCCAGGCGAUUCAACGACCGGCUGAUGCUGGAUAUCGUGUACACCAAGGACAUUGCGGGCAACACCUACUGCUUCCUCAGCCAGGUCGACGACGGCACUACCUACCACGUGAUGAGCUACCUGGAGAACCGGUCGGAGCAGGAGGUGACCCAUUGUUUGGUGUCAGGGUGGUUUCGCUUUUUCGGCUACCCAGAUGAGAUGUUGCUGGAUGCCGAGGGUGCCAUGAAAGGAUGGAACUUCGAGCAGAUGGCUGCGCAGGCGGGAGUCCGAGUACGCUUCGUUUCAUCAGACGCCCAUUAUCAACUUGGCAAGCGGAACGCCACGGAGAUGGAGCAGAUCGCCAAUCUGGCGACCUUUGCAAAGAACACAUUGGCUCGCAAGUCGGGCGCAUCGCCAUGCCAGUGGGUCUUCGGCAGGGCACCUCGAGUUCUAGGAGCUCUACUCUCAGAGCCGGAGGCCAUCGAGGCCAAGCAGGCGAGCCAUGUGGAGAAGGAGCAGACCAUGGAGAGGAACUCUGCGGAUGGCGAGGGCUCGGUUGAAGGAUAUCGCCAAGGUCUUGUGAUCGGCAUCGACCCAGGAUUGUGCAGGUUUCCCGUGAACAAGUACGCGGCAUCGAAGGCGAGGAGGAUCUCAGCAGGAAGCAUGCCAACGCCUUCGAUCAACGUGGAGAUGGACCAGCAGCUCUACAAGAUCGUGUGGCACUUGACGCUGCUGGACAGCCGGUACUACCACCGCUUUCACAACAGCCAGAACUUCCAGCUUCUGAGGAAUCAGGGCCACCAGCACUGCAAGCGCUUGAGAACCUUCCAGCACUGCCAGCGCAACAGGACACCAGCUGGCCAGUACCACCCCGAGAAGUACAAGUACGCACCAGCUGGGCACGCUUUGGUGGCACUUGUGGACAAGUUGGUCAUGACCUUCAGCCCCGAGAUCGGCAAAGGCAGGCGACCAUCCAUCGAGACCUACCGCGGCACGAGCACCAAGCGCACCGCGAUCCAAAUCGACCUGGUUCAUCAGCUGAACCCCCACAACCAGUUGCAGCAGACGCCCAACUUUCAGAACUACCACCUGUACCAGAUUCUGAUAUGGACCCCAAGUACGUGCAGAACUGGUUUGAUGAAGCAGCAGAACAACAUGCUCUCCAACAAGCCGGCGAGGUCUACGACAAGCGCUACAAGCAAUGGGCUAGUCCAACUAUGCAGUCAGAUCACGGAGUCCAUGAUGCUGCCGGACAACAACGACUUGGACGACCUUCACGACCAAGAGGCCUAUGUCCUUGAAGUCGGCCAGGUGCACCAGGACUACCCCAUCAACUACCAGUACCACAAGCAGGUCUUCAGCGUGGCGACCAAGGAUGCAGAGGGCAACUGGCAGUGGGAAAAGAUCUUCGACGGCAUCAACGUGUCCCCGGACACCGCGGACAUGCUCUUCGGCAACAACAACGACAACUACACCGACGACAUUGAGGACAACAAGGUCGACUCCAAGAAGGUGAUCAUCGAACAUCAGCUCAAGCGGCAACCUCAGCAUGUACGUCAUCAUCUUCUACGGCAACCUGGAGAUCGACGAGUUCGGCACUGGCUACAUCGACAUGGUCGUCAUUGUGUUCACCUCACAGGUUCGGAUGGUAACCCACCAGAGCUGCCGACCUACUUCCAGCACAACAACUUCGCCCAGGCGUACCACACCAUGGUGAACAACUUGGCAAUCACUGACGGCACCCACGAGGACAACAUCGUGAUGGACGACGUCUUCUACCACAAGCAGUGCGGCAAGCCAAGUUGGUGCGAAGUUAAGCCGAGUACUUCCCCCACGGUGGCAUCCGUCUUCAAUGUCAGUAGCAUCGAGAAUCAGGAGGUCAUCACCGGCCCCGAGUCUUCUGACGACGAGGAUGGCGGUGAAGGUGAAACAAGCAGCAGGGCAGCCAAACAGGCCCUGAAGCGAGAGACCCCCUGGAGAGCCAUUCCAGAGAAAGACAUCAAGGGCUUUGUGCAGGCCGUGGUCGGAAUGGAAGAAGUGGUCAAGUUGCAGGGCGAGCCAGACACGGAGAGGCCAGUGUGCAUCUACAUGAAGCCACCAGCUGAUCCUGUGAGCAGACAAGCUGUUCCUGAAUGGCGAGACCCUGACUUGGUGUAUCAGUUGACUGCUCCGGUGUAUGGUCAGGCAAAUGCACCAAGACGUUGGUAUUUGCAUGUUUUGCGAAUUUUGACAGAGCUUCAGUGGGAACGUCACAGCCUUGAUCCUUGUUGUUUUUUGCAGCGCCGUGACGGUGCAGUGGUCAGCAUCUUGGGCGUGCAUGUGGACGACAUUAUUUGCGCAUGUCUUCCUGGUUGGGACGAACUGCUGGAGCGGGUUCGCAAGAGCUUCAAGUGGGGCAGUGAGUGUGAAAAGGAUGAUUUCAUCUUUGUGGGCCGGCGCAUUGCAAGACAAGCCGACAACGGCUACACGAUCGACCAGGUCCACUAUGUUGCGGACAUCAUCUUGACGAAGAUCAAGAUGGACCCCAGCGAGAAGUUGUCAGAUCAUCCUGAGCUGAUCACAGAGUUCAGGUCUGGCAUUGGAUCCUUGCAGUGGAUGGCAGGGACAACACGUGGUGACUUGGCGGCGGACACAUCAUUGCUGCAGAAGUCGCCGCAGGAGCUCACAGUGCAAGACUUGCUGUCCGUGAACAAGGUUCUGAAGUAUGUGAAGGCCACGGCGAACACCUUCAUCAAGGUGAACCCCAUCCCCGUGGAGGAGUUGGUCUUCGUUGCCUACGGUGACUCUGGCUGGGCAAACGCUCCUGGCAACAAGAGUCAAGGUGGUCUGGCCAUUUUGGCCACAGACAAGCGGGCUCUGCAUGAGACCAGGGCGGCUUCGCUUUUGGAGUGGAAGAGCUACAGACAUCAACGGGUUCUUCGCUCUACCCUGGCGGCAGAGGCGGCAUCACUUGACAGGGCACAUGAUGUUGGCAUGUACAUGGCUUGCAGCUUCAGUGAGAUGACCGAUGCCAACUACAAGGCAGCGGAGAAGGGCAUCCCCAUCUACGAGGUGAUCCCUGUGACAGAUGCUCGGUCGCAUGCAAUCCACAGGUUGAGCACGAGCUUCCGGGAGAAGCGGGUGGAGAUUGACGUGGCGAGCUUGCGAGAAAGCUGCAGGAACUUGAGGUGGGUGCCGACAGAAAAGCAACAUGCAGACGCUUUGACCAAGAGCUGCCCGAAGCUCCGUGACGCCUUCAGGCAGUGGAUGAUGGCCCCCACCGUGACACUUGUCGACAGCAAGUCCCCAGAAGACCCUGAGCCAGGCAAUGAGAAAUGGCGGAAGGAGUUGGCGGAGGCUCAGGGCUCCGUCUUCGAGGGCUUGCCUAGUGCCUCUGCAGCGGAUGUCGCCUGGGACCAGCAUCAUGCGUCGCAGUUCACCCCUCGUGGGCAGAACCGCAUGCCCGAUGUAGGCCGGCUUGCCGCAGCGCAGGUCAGUCUCGCUCUUCGCGAAAGGGAAGCUGGCAGAGACGAGGAGUCCACAGGGACCAUCACCCCUCCAGAGGAGAAGCCGCCGCCCGGCAAGGCCGCAGAGGGCGCGCGCGCGGGACCGCGCUGCGCGGCCAUGGAGCCCACUGAAGCGGUGAACACCAGCAGCAUGGAGAAGACCUUGAGCGUCCCCAGCCGGAUGCCCUCCAUCACGGUGCCCACUUCGCACCUCACGGCAGCGUCUUCGCCGGUGGACAUCCCGCUUCCCACACAGAUGCCGACGACUCCCCCGCCCCCAGCGGCGGAGGAAGAGAUGAUCGUCCCACGGAGCUCGGCAGGUCUGCCAUCCUCGGCGGCGCCGGCAUCUCCCUCUGAUGGUCUGCCAUCUCCCUUUGUGCCCUCGCCUGACCUCGAGGUCGAGCCACCCGACGAGCCUGAGGACGCACUGGGGAAGCUGCUUGAGGGCGGGCUCUUCAGCAACACGAAGCUUCAGAAGUGGCAGGCCAACCCUGCACCAGCUCAGCCGUCGAUCUUCUGCAAGCCCGCUGUGAACCGCUGCGAUUUGGAGCAGCGGGUUGCGCGUUUGGGCGUGGGCGGCUUUGGCCUGGUCACCUUGGAGGCCGACCGGGCUGGCAACCUUUACGCCCUUAAGGCCGUUAGCAAAGGCCUCCUGGCUGCUUGCCAGCUGGAGGGCCAAGCGCUCCGGGAAAAGAGGGUGAUGAAAAUGCUUCGCACACCCUUCGUGGUGCGCCUCAUCGGCACUUUCAAUAUGCAAGAGCACGUGGGCUACUUGCUAGAGGCCUGCUUGGGUGGCGAGCUCUUUGCGACCUACGAGCGGCUAAAGCUGUACGGCAACGAGGUGUGCGCACGCUUCUACUUGGCGUGCGCCACCGAGGCAUUGGACCACAUGCACGGCAUGAACAUCCUUUACCGGGACCUGAAAAUGGAGAACCUGUUGCUGGACAGCAAAGGCUACUGCAAGGUGGCGGACUUCGGCGUGGCGAAAUGCAGCAGCGGCCGCACGUUCACAGUGGCGGGCACACCGGUCUACAUGGCCCCGGAGGUCUUUGGCGGCCAGACCGGCUACACCAAGCUGUGCGACUGGUGGUCUCUCGGCGUGCUGCUCUUCGAGUUGCUUUCAGGAGUGACUCCCUUUGACAAUGGCGAAGGCUGCCUCCACGAGACCGAACGACUGGUCAAGCAAGGAGUCUCCGACUUUCCUGCUAUGUCAGCCGAGGCACAGAACUGCAUUAGCCAGCUUUGCCGGCAGGUUCCGGAGGAUCGACUCCGGGUCCCGGAGCUGCGUCGGCACGGCUUCUUCCAGCUCCAGCAGUUCGACUGGCAAGGACUGAAGGAGUUGCGGAUCGAGCCGCCCUUCGUGCCACAGGCCAUGGAUGGCCUUGCGAACUUCCGGCGCUGCGAUGAGGAACCGGACGCCAUGCCAUACCAGGUGACAAAUGCCGCCUUGGAGAUGGGCUUUGAAUUUUUUGAGUGGGACGUCGAUGUCGAUCCCUGCGACUUGGCAGCCUUUUUCAUAGAGUCGUUAAGAGGGGGGGCAACAAGCAUUACUGCAAGUUCAUGGCAGCUUUAGCAAGGGCAGUUUGUGGGCAGCUGUUCAGCUGGCUCAGCAAUCAUGUGACCGCCAACUUCUCCCU